UCUCUCCCGGCCGCUUCAGCAAUUUUCCAAUUUUCCUAGUUUGUGCGCGCGUUUCCCGAUGGAGCUAGUGGAUCCAAGUAAUCCGCAACUGCUGGCGGAGCUCGUGAAUGGCUACCGCAUGCUGCUGCAGGAACAGAUCACACAACAUAUCAAGACACACCGCGAUCACCUGGUUCGCAUGAGGAAACGGUUCGCACAGAAGCUCGCCCGACGCCUAGCCCGAAACUACGAGCUGUUCCGGAGAAAAUGGCGCCAGUUGCCGCUGGAGAGCAAAAUUACCCCUCCAAAACCCAUCCCGAAGAAGCCGGUUCCACCCCCAAUCAAACAGUACAGCCGCCGAUGGUGGAAAAGUGUCGCCAACGGGAAGGAACACUUUAACGAGGAGCUGUUCCGCAUGGAUUACGCCUGCUUCCGGCUGCUGUGCGAGCGGCUAAACGAUGAACUUGCGGCCGAGUGCAUCACACACCACUGGAUACCGCUAUCGAACGAGACGAAGGUCGCUAUCGCGCUGUAUGUGCUGGGCACGGGAGCUGACUAUCGGAAAGCGGGCGUCGAGUUCGAGGUGCCCAUCAGCACGGUACACAAAUGCCUGUUGACCUUCUGUAACGCGGUGGUGUACGUGUUCCUGGAAGAAGAGGAGCUGAUCUAUCUACCAGUCGAUGAGCAUGCCGAUGAGCUGGAGAAUGUGGUGGAGGAAUUUGAACUGCAGGCCAACAUGCCGCGCGCUAUGGGUGUCCUCGAUUGCAUGCAUAUUGCCAUCGCCCCACCAGAAGAAGAACCGGAGUCCUACAUCAACAGCAACGGAUGGAGUUCGGUGAUACUGCAAGUGGCAGUGGAUAGCAAUGGCUGCUUCAUGGACGUAUCGCAGCACUCUGGAUGCACAAAUGAUGAAACCGUCCUCUUCGAGUCACCGAUUUACGAGACGAUGGAACGGCAACAGUUUCCAACGAUAAUGCUAAACGACAAGCCCCUGAAUCCGUUUCUUCUGGCGGACAGUGGAUAUCCGUUGCUCCCGUGGCUUAUGACACCGUACCAUGGGGAGAACCUGUCACCGGCGCAACGAUCGUUUAACGUUUACGUUGCCCGCGCUCGAGCCAUCGCCAGUAAGGCGUUCGAACGGUUGACCGGUCGUUGGAAGCUAUUGCAAGGUACGGUACACCUGGGCAUUAACAUCGUACCCACCGUCAUCAUGGCGUGCUGUCUGUUGCACAACUUUCUGGAGUUCGAAAAGGCACCGUACAUGGACCAGUGGAGCGAAUGUGCGAUCGAAGCGGAUGCUGUCCAUGAACAGCCCAUCUGGUUGAGCCCCAUUCUGAAUGAGGAGGGCGAGGAAAUCCGGAACCACUUGAGUGCGUACAUGGAGGACAAUUUCCCCGUUGUGAUCGAUGAUAUUUAAAACAGUUCGCUGCGACUUUUCAUUGUAUUUUUUAUUACCAAUAUUAAUAGCUAAUACAACAUGAAGAUUUCCUUA
Anopheles aquasalis is the source of this 1471-nucleotide messenger RNA. RefSeq lists its product as uncharacterized. The record is from RefSeq and is a predicted model, not a curated record. NCBI's taxonomy places the organism in Eukaryota, Metazoa, Arthropoda, Insecta, Diptera, Culicidae.